GCAAUCAAUCCGACAUUACACGAACUAGGUUACAUGGCAACACCCCAUUAGCCAAACCAACUUAACCAAAUCAAAAACCAUGUUAUUCCAGCUAAACUAAACUGUUAGUCAUUGAUUAAGCUGACAUAUUCACAUAUUAAAAAAAAAAAAAAAAGAGAAGUCACUGUAACAGGUGAAGAGUCACAGUAUCGUCUUCUGUUGUCUUCUCUCUCCCUUCAAUGUCAAGAAGCUAGGGUUUCUCUCCCUCCAAAAUCCCAUUAUCUGUUUCUCCCAAAAUCCCACUCCAUCACUUUCAAGUAGAGGAUACACUUAAGGGUUUAAGCUUCCAUGGCUAAAACCAGACCAGGAGGCCUCAUCUCCAAGCCUAAAACAGGCAAGAGGGACCUUGACUCCUACACAAUUCGCGGCACUACCAAAGUUGUCAGAGUGGGGGAUUGUGUAAUGAUGAGACCAUCUGAUACUGGUAGGCCUUCAUACGUGGCAAGAAUUGAGGGGAUGGAGGCUGACAGUAGAAGCAAUGUGAAGGUUAGAGUGAGAUGGUACUAUAGGCCAGAAGAGUCUUUAGGAGGGCGCAGGCAGUUUCAUGGAGCGAAAGAGUUGUUCUUAUCAGAUCAUUAUGAUGUGCAAAGUGCUCACACUAUUGAAGGGAAGUGCAUAGUUCACUCUUUUAAGAACUAUACCAAGCUUGAAAAUGUUGGAGCUGAGGAUUAUUAUUGCAGGUUUGAGUAUAAGGCUGCUACUGGAGGUUUCACUCCGGACCGUGUUGCUGUGUAUUGCAAAUGUGAGAUGCCAUAUAACCCAGAUGAUCUUAUGGUGCAAUGUGAGGGUUGCAAGGACUGGUAUCAUCCUGCUUGUGUGGACAUGACAAUUGAAGAGGCAAAAAAAUUGGAUCACUUUGUGUGUUCUGAAUGUGCAUCUGAUGAUGAUGUCAAAAGAUCACAAAAUGGGUUUUCAGUGUCAUCAGUUACUGAUGUCAAGGAAUACCAUUUUCACUUCUACACUGUUUCCUGAUCCCUUAUCUUCUUCUUCUGGAAUAUGGAGAGUUGGUUGGCUUAUAAUGCUUAGAAGAUUGCAACUUUGAUGCACACAUCACCAUUUGAAAAUUUGAGUUAUUGUAUCAAGUUGCUUGGAUAAGAUGGAUUUGGGUCCUAUGAUGUCCUCUUCAUCUUAAUUGAUGUGAUGUAGUGGACCAUGCUGGGGUUGUGCAAAUGUUGGAAGUUGUUUGAUAUAGAUUUUUAUAUUCAUUGCUCUGUUCAAUCGAUCAAUGUAUGAGAGAAAUCCUGAACUAUAGAUCCAAAUCUGGGUCCGUGGUUACAGACUAUAUUUAGAGGUUUGGUCUGCCAUUAUAUCAGGAUCCAAAGUGAUAUAUUUUACCAAAUUUGAUCCCUUAUAUGCUUAA
Messenger RNA from Populus nigra (black poplar), 1399 nucleotides. RefSeq names its product chromatin remodeling protein EBS-like. The record is from RefSeq and is a predicted model, not a curated record. The transcript is spliced from 5 exons. The coding region runs from base 328 to 1011 and encodes 227 amino acids. Gene Ontology annotation, molecular function: chromatin binding. Lineage: Eukaryota; Viridiplantae; Streptophyta; Magnoliopsida; Malpighiales; Salicaceae.